Molecule: messenger RNA, 580 nt
Organism: Anthonomus grandis grandis
Lineage: Eukaryota; Metazoa; Arthropoda; Insecta; Coleoptera; Curculionidae
Product: ubiquitin-like protein 4A
Exons: 1
Coding region: 134-520 (128 amino acids)
Biological process (GO): post-translational protein targeting to endoplasmic reticulum membrane
Molecular function (GO): protein binding
Source: RefSeq, a predicted model, not a curated record
UGACGUUUCCCUGCCAGGGAAGAACUGUCAGUCUGUUGUACAGUUUUUUGCUGUUUAUUUAGUAUUCUUUGUUUACAAUUUUUAAUCUAAAAGUUCAUUAAUAUUUUUUUAGGAGUAUUAUAGUUUUAUUAAAAUGCAAAUAAUAAUAAAGUGUUUAAAAGGUGGAAGUACAUCUGCAGAGGUAGACCAGGGCACUUCCAUACUAGAUGUAAAGCGAAAAGUAGAAAAAGAUCUCAAAAUUCCUAUUAAUCAGCAAACCUUGCUAGUUUUGGGGUCUCCCCUGCAAGAAAACAAAACUGUAGGGGAUUAUCCAAAAAUUAAAGAAGGUACGAAGCUUUACGUGGUUAUUAAGAAACCAGAGAGUUUUCAAAUGGUACUGACAAAGUUUUUAAGAAGAGCCUAUUCAGAAGACCAAACCAGAUUGAUAUUUGAUGAAUUUAUGAGGAACUUUAAAAAGAACAUUAAUAGUCUUAGUCUGGAUGAUUUAGAAAAGUUGGCUACGACUUGUUUGUCUGAAUAAUUAAUUAAUGUAUCUUAUCUAUUGUGUAAAUUAAGACAAUUAUACUAAUUUUAGUUAUCA